Lipotes vexillifer (Yangtze River dolphin) is the source of this 804-nucleotide messenger RNA. The record is from RefSeq and is a predicted model, not a curated record. Lineage: Eukaryota; Metazoa; Chordata; Mammalia; Artiodactyla; Lipotidae.
AUGUCUAAGUCAGAGUCUCCCAAAGAGUCCCAACAGUUGUGGAAGCUCUUCAUCAGAGAUUUGAGCUUUGGAACAACCAAUGAGAGUCUGAGGAGCCAUUUUGAGCAAAGGGGAAUGCUCAUAGACUGUGUGGUAAUGAGGGAUCCAAACACCAAGCGCUCCAGAGGCUUUGGGUUUGUCACAUAUGCCAUUGUGAAGGAGGUAGACGCAGCCAUGAAUGCAAGGCCACACAAGAUGGAUGGAAGAGUUGUGGAACCAAAGAGGGCCGUCUCAAGAGAAGACUCUCAAAGAUCUGGUGCACACUUAACAGUGAAAAAGAUUUUUGCUUGUGGCAUUAAAGAAGACACUGAAGAACAUCACCUAAGAGGUUAUUUUGAACAUUUGGGAAAAUUUGAAAUGACUGAAAUCAUGACAGACCAAGGCAGUGGCAAAAAGAGAGGCUUUGCUUUCGUAACUUUUGAUGACCAUGACUCUAUAGACAAGAUUGUUAUUCAGAAAUACCACACAGUGAAUGGCCAUGACUGUGAAGUAAGGAAAGCCCUUUCAAAGCUAGAGAUGGCUAGUGCUUCAUCCAGCCAAAGAGGUCAAAGUGGUUCUGGAAAAUUUGGUGGCAGAAGCUACAAUGAUUUUGGCAAUUACAACAAUCAAUCUUCAAAUUUUGGACGCAUGAAAGGAAGAAACUUUGGAGGCAGAGGUUCUGGCCCCUAUGGUGGUGGAGGCCAAUACUUUGCCAAACCACAAAACCAAGGUGGCUAUUGCAGUUCCAGCAGCAGCAGCAGCUAUGGGAGUGGCAGAUGGUUUUAA